Physcomitrium patens is the source of this 906-nucleotide messenger RNA. RefSeq names its product light-sensor Protein kinase. The record is from RefSeq and is a predicted model, not a curated record. Lineage: Eukaryota; Viridiplantae; Streptophyta; Bryopsida; Funariales; Funariaceae. Gene Ontology annotation, biological process: protein phosphorylation. Gene Ontology annotation, molecular function: ATP binding; protein serine/threonine kinase activity.
AUGGUAGCCAAGUUCAAGUUAUGGGGGAAGGAGGUGUGCGUAAAAACCAUCAAAUCACCAGGGUUGAGCAGGAAACAAUUUGAGAAAGAAGCCGCAAUCCUUGCUACGGUUCAGCAUCCAAAUGUCGUACGAAUGAUAGGGUGCGCUUUCCUAGCUAAACAAAAGAGUGGGCUGUUAGUAAUGGAACUCAUGGAACAUGAUCUACGCACGGUGAUUGAUAACAGGUGCCCGAACCCAGGUACAGGACGCAGCCCCUUCCCUCUCAUCGUGGCAAUCGACAUCAUGUUCCAAAUAGCAGAAGGAAUGCAGUACCUCCGAGAGCAUAAGAUCCUGCACAGGGGUUUGAAGGCGAAGAACAUUCUCGUCAACCGGUGCAAGCGUGUCCGCCGAUCUCUGAGCAGGAAGUUCCGAAACUUGGCACCUUUGUUACAACCCCAGGACUACUACAUCGCCAAGCUAGCUGAUUUUGGCAUUGCAAAAGCACGCCAACUGUCCACAAACAACGUGAUGACGAAGAUGGCAGGGACAACUCCUUGGAGAGCACCGGAGGUGUUCAACGAACCGGACUUGGAGACUUCUCAUUACUAUCAGUGGCCUGCGGAUGUCUACAGCUUCGCGAUGACAUGCUACGAGAUCCUGACUGGGAAGAUUCCUUUCGACGGAGUACCCAAUGGCAAGAUCUUCAAGAGCAUUCUGGCCAACGAGAGGCUUUCCUUGGAAGGAGUGUUCAUGUCCCAUGUUUUGAAGGACCUGAUCGAGCGUUGCUGGGCGACUGAUCCCAAGGAAAGGCCCAGCUGGGCUGAGAUCUGCAGGAAGCUGUGGCAGUGCCGGGUGAAGCACUGGCGAAGCCGAGUCCCUCUCCACGGUGAGCACCCUCCCCAUCCCCACCGUGACACCAGCAUCUGA